This is a messenger RNA of Brassica rapa (field mustard), 1563 nucleotides long. Its product is annotated as glycosyltransferase BC10. Gene Ontology annotation, cellular component: membrane. Lineage: Eukaryota; Viridiplantae; Streptophyta; Magnoliopsida; Brassicales; Brassicaceae. The record is from RefSeq and is a predicted model, not a curated record. Gene Ontology annotation, molecular function: glycosyltransferase activity.
AAUUAAUUGCAUUUGGAAUGUUACCUAAACGGCAAGGUCCCAUAAAUCUCACCACGUGGACAGAGAGACGAUGUCGUUUUCACGAGAUUGAACGUCAAAUCUCGAUUUCAAAAACCCUAACAGGGAUUUCGAAUGCACAUCUCUGGAGGUGAGUGAUCUCGAGUUAGUAUGGCGCGGAGAUCGCCGCCGCAGAUUCCGGCGUCACGUCGCGGCGUCGUGUCGUUUCGAUGGAAGCUAAUCGCUGCACUCUCCGCCUCUCUAUGCGUACUAGCUCUCUUCAGUAUCUACCACCGUGAGUCUCGUCCGGUGAGAUCCCGAAUCCCGCUCCAGAAAUACUCGGGCGAGCGUCCGAAGAUGGCGUUCCUUUUCCUCGCUCGCCAUGACCUGCCUCUCGAUUUCCUCUGGGACAGAUUCUUCAAGGGCGGAGAUGAGAGGAACUUGUCAAUCUAUGUACAUUCAACACCUGGUUUCGUAUUCGAUCAAGGCACCACUCGAUCACACUUCUUCCACAAUCGCCAGUUGAAGAAUAGCAUCGAGGUGGUAUGGGGAGAAGCAAGCAUGAUUGCAGCAGAGAGAUUGUUGCUUGCAUCCGCCUUGGAAGAGCCUUCUAAUCAAAGAUUUGUUCUUUUAUCUGAUAGCUGUGUUCCUUUAUACGACUUUGGUUACAUCUACACAUAUCUUAUGUCUUCACCCAAAAGCUUUGUUGAUAGUUUCCUUGAUACUAAAGAUCAGCGCUACACCAUGAAAAUGUUUCCUGUCAUACCCAAAGAGAAAUGGCGAAAAGGAUCUCAGUGGAUAUCAUUGAUCAGAAGCCAUGCAGAGGUCAUUGUUAACGACGAUACUGUGUUCCCAGUUUUUCAGAAAUUUUGCAAGCGAUCUCUACCUCUGGAUCCCAGUAACAAAUGGCUAUAUCUUAAACACAGACGUCACAACUGCAUCCCUGAUGAACACUACGUUCAAACUCUACUUACAAUGCGUGGCUUGGAAAGUGAAAUGGAACGGAGAACAGUGACUUACACAACAUGGAACCUAUUAGCCAAAAAAGCUGAAGCCAAAUCUUGGCAUCCUCUCACUUUCACAUCUGACAACUCCGGAGCAAAGGAAAUAGAAGAGAUAAAGAAAAUCAACCAUGUAUACUAUGAAACAGAGUAUCGAACAGAAUGGUGCCGGGCUAAUUCAAAACCCGUCCCUUGCUUUCUCUUUGCGAGGAAGUUCACUAGAGGAGCCGCAAUGCGUCUUUUGAGUGAAGGAUUAGUAGAAUCAUCAACUGAUACAACCACCACCUCUUGAAUGCAAAACACAAAGGUAAAAAAGUUACAAAACUAAGAGAGACAGAAACCCAAAACUGACACCAGAAAGGGUUUAACUUAGAGCAUACACAAAUGGAGCAUACGCAAAUGAAGCAUACAGAUUACAAAGAUAGUACAUUAAUUAAUCAGUGGUUUUUUAUAAACCGCAGUCGUUAUGUAUUUCCUUUUUUGGUAUUUUAUAUGUAUUUUAAAUAAACCGGCAAUUCAUGGGCUUCUUAUACAAAAUUUACAAUACAAAUGUUUCGGGAAACCA